AAGCCAUUUAAGCAUUCCUUUAAGGGACAUUGUAGCAGAACAAAAUACUUUUCAAGAAAAAUUUAUUUAAUAUUUUACAUUUUGAAAGUAGUGUAUCAUCAUGUUACGUUCUGCAUUAAAUCAUCAAAGCGUACGGAAACUUAGCCUCAAUUUAGCGGAAACAAAAUGUAAACGAUUAGAAGGAAAAGUGGCAAUUGUUACAGCAUCGACAGAAGGGAUUGGUUUUGCAAUAGCAAAACGUUUAGCUGAAGAAGGAGCUAAGGUAAUGAUCAGCAGCCGUAAAGAAGCAAAUGUAAAGAAAGCUGUAGAACAACUUAAAUCUACAGGUUUAAAUGUUUGUGGUACCAUAUGUCAUGUUGGCAAAAAGGAAGACAGGAAAAGACUUUUGGAAAAAACAGAACAAGAAUUUGGUAGUUUAGAUAUUCUUGUAUCAAAUGCAGCCACAAAUCCAAAUCCAUCUACACUUUUUGAUACUUCAGAAGAAUUAUGGGAUAAAAUUUUUGAUAUUAAUGUUAAAAGUACAUUUCUUUUGCUUCAAGAAUCUUUAUCACUUUUAAGAAAAAGCAAAACUCCAUCAAUAAUUCUUGUAUCUUCAGUAUCAGCAUAUAGACCAUAUACUUUGUUGGGUGCUUAUGGUGUUAGUAAAACUGCAUUAUUAGGAAUAAACCAAUUAGCAGCUGCUACUCUUGUGUCUGAAGGGAUUCGUGUCAAUUGUAUAGCACCUGGUAUAAUAAAGACAAAGUUUGCAAAAAUACUUUGUGAAGGAGAACUAGGAGAAACAAUGUUAUCAACAAUACCAAUGCAAAGGUUUGGUGAGCCAAAGGAUAUAGCAGGAGUUGCUGCGUUUUUAGCAAGUGAUGAUGCUUCAUACAUUACUGGUGAAACUAUUAUUGCUAGUGGUGGAAUGCCAUGCAAGCUUUAA
Messenger RNA from Habropoda laboriosa, 922 nucleotides. Its product is annotated as dehydrogenase/reductase SDR family member 4-like. The record is from RefSeq and is a predicted model, not a curated record. NCBI's taxonomy places the organism in Eukaryota, Metazoa, Arthropoda, Insecta, Hymenoptera, Apidae. Gene Ontology annotation, molecular function: carbonyl reductase (NADPH) activity. The coding region runs from base 101 to 922 and encodes 273 amino acids. The transcript is spliced from 5 exons.